GAAUUGUUGCUAGGAAAAUAUAAAUUUCCAAGAUUGUCAGUGUUUUAUAUAUAGGUAAUUUUAAACUGAGAAGGAAAGGGUUUUAAGUAAAGAGAUAAUAUGAAUGAUUCAUCGUGUGCCUUGUUGACUAAUUGAUUUCGUGUUAUACAAAAGUUGAGAUAUUUUGAAGAAAAUUUUAUGGUAAAUUUUAUAAUUGGGAUAACUGUUGUUAUAAUAUUUUAACUUCAAAUUUUGUGAUUAUAAUUGUCAUUAGUGACAGUUGAACACGUCAUGUUUAAAAAGAAAGAAGUGAAACGACGUCCUAGACCCGCUGGCAGUCUUGCUCAGUAUGGGAUUUUCGAAGUACCUGCGUCGAUCGAAGAUAUUGGAAAAGACCAAGGAAUGGAUGACGAUGAUGAAGAUUUGGAAGCUGAAUUGGCCGCACUGACUACUGGAGGCGACGCUGGACGUCGACCACGUAAAAGUGCCAAACGUAUUCCCGAUGCAGAAUUAAAUGCAAUGGUGAAUGAAAGUUUAAAAGACAUAGAUCCAGAUGAAGAAUUAUCCGGUGACGAAAACGAUCCAGAUUUAUUGGAUGAACUUCACCUGAUUACGGGUGAGGAAAUAUCACCCGAAUCUCCAGAAGAACCACCAGGAGAAGAAAAAGAAGAAGAAGCUACCAACGCGUCUUCAGAAGAAACUGUAAAAUUAUUAGAAGAAAGAUUGUCGAUGUAUAAAACUGCAGAAGAGAAAGCAACAAACACGUCGAAAGCACGAAGAUAUGGAAGAGGCGUUAAAACAUUGAAUGAAAUGUUAUCAAGGGCAAAAGCUGGCAAACAAAUUGACACUGACGAUAUUCCUCCAAUUCUUCCAUCUUCCGCUAUUUCAACUGUAGCCGAACAGCCAGCUGAGCCAGAAGAAUUGGAAGCGGUUCCUGUGGUUGCAGAGGUUGAAAGUCCGAAAGCUGACGUUCUUAUUGAACCAACUGCAAGUACUUCGGUUGUUGAAAUCGAUAAGGAAACUUUAAAUUUGUUAAAAAAUCGCCAACAAGAAUAUAGAGCUGCGGCUGUCGCUUGGAAAAGGGCAGGCAAUGCGGAACAAGCAAUUCAAUAUGUGAAACUUAUAAAACAAUUUGAUUUAGUAAUUGCUGAAUUCAGUAGUGGAAAUGCCGUGGAUUUGUCCGAUAUGCCCGGUAGUCCUACACUGCCAGAAACAAUGGCGGCUCCAAUACCGUCAACGUCUGCGAAAGAAGAAAGUGAAGCGCAACAAGCUCCUUCUGCUGAAGAAUCGCCACCAGAAUCCCAGGGACCGUUGACUGGUUCAGCUUUAGAAUCCGCACUAAAGGAGCGCUUGGAGGUUUAUCGACGAACAAAAGUCGCCGCUGAGGGUGAAGGAAACACAUCAAAAGCCCGAAGGUAUGGCAGAAUUUGCAAGCAAUUUGAAGACGCUAUUAAAUUAUACGCGCGAGGAAAGCCUGUACCUCUUGAAGAACUUCCAACGCCCCCAGGAUUUCCUCCUCUUGCAGUGAGCAAAACUCCUCCACCGGAACCAGUUGUCAGUCCAUCUUCUGAACCCGGGCCGGAAAAAGAGUCUCCAAAAGAGCCGAAAAGGCCAGCAGUUCCACCGAGGGCAAAUGCAGAUAAAAAGCAAAAGACAAUAACAUCGCGCGCUGAUAAACAAAUGCUAAUGAUACAACAACGACAACAGGAAUUUAAAAUGGCAGCCCUUAAAGCAAAAAAAGAUGGAGACUUAGAACUUGCAAGGGAUUAUUUGCGACAAGCGAAAGGAUUAGAUCCACUAAUUGAAGCUAGUAAAUCUGGCCUUCCUGUGGAUAUGAAUUCUAUUCCCUUAUCGCCUGACGCUAAAAUGCUAUUGACAGCAAGUGGUCUGGAAUCCAAAGAUGAUGAUUCAUAUGAUCUUAUAUCGAAGCAAGAUUGUUUGGAGGAAGCUACGGGUACCGACGAUCAGAUUUAUGAGAAUCUUGAGGCACAAUUGCUGAAACAAAUUAAGUGGUGUUUGUCAACAAGAGAUCAUUGUAAGGGUCUAGGCGAUGUUCCUGGCUACAAUAGAUGGGAAAGACUCGCUUUGGGUUAUACUCGUGAUUUAGACAUGCUUCGAGUACGUAAACGAAAUAGUUCGCCUCCUCCUCAACAUCAUUAUGAAAUUAAAACUUAUGCCAUUGUCCAAUGUAGUACGGAUUUGAGCGAUGGGGAUUUGGAAUUAUCAAUAAUUCGAGGAGUGAAUUUUCCAAAAGAGGCCGAUACUUAUGUGAUAUAUGAAUUUCCUUAUCCUAACGAUAAUCAUAUGACUGAUUCUACAUCAACAGUCCGUGACACUACAAAUCCAGAAUAUAAUGCGGUUUUUCCAUUAAAUGGAAUUAUUGAUCGUACUUCUCGUCAGUGCCAAAGAACUUUUAAGAGACAUUCAUUAAAAUGUCAAAUCUGGUCUAAAGGAUGCUCGCUGAACCCAAUCCUGUGUUGCACUCACCCAAGGGGAUUUUUCAAACGUGAUAGUUUACUAGGUACUGUGUCUGUAAAAUUACAACCUCUCGAAACACAGUGCAUUUUACAUGAUUCUUUUCCGCUGAUGGAUGGAAGGAAAGCAACGGGGGGAAAAUUGGAAGUCAAAAUGCGCCUUCGUAAUCCAAUUCUUACGAAACAAAUCGAUCAAAUUACAGAUAAAUGGUUGAUUAUCGAUCAUUGAUUGUUGUGUUUCUAAAAUCGCCUUGAAAUUGAGAUUUUCGAAUCGAUUAAAUAAACAGCAAAUAUGCGCUUAUCAACGCCUUUUUCUUCUCAGUUUCUAAAAAAAUCUGUUUAAAUAGUUCUUCGUACAUUAUAUAGUAAUAAUAACGCUAUAUUUUUAACAAAAAACAACGAUAAUUGUGAAUGUAAAUACUCUAAACGAUGUAUAUUUUAUAAAUAUGUUAGAGAAAGUUAUAGUGAAAGUUGGUAUAUUUUUUUGCAGUUGUGUAAUUAUUUUUGCUUAAAUAAAUGAACGCACACAAUUUAA
Messenger RNA from Leptopilina boulardi, 2988 nucleotides. It is a transcript of the gene l(2)gd1, whose product is annotated as coiled-coil and C2 domain-containing protein 1-like. The transcript is spliced from 12 exons. The record is from RefSeq and is a predicted model, not a curated record. Lineage: Eukaryota; Metazoa; Arthropoda; Insecta; Hymenoptera; Figitidae. Gene Ontology annotation, biological process: regulation of transcription by RNA polymerase II. Bases 271 to 2682 code for a protein of 803 amino acids. Gene Ontology annotation, cellular component: nucleus. Gene Ontology annotation, molecular function: DNA-binding transcription repressor activity, RNA polymerase II-specific; RNA polymerase II cis-regulatory region sequence-specific DNA binding.